GUUCAAUUUUCAGUGCAUGCGUCAGUUUCCGUGAGAGUGGGUCAGUGUUAUCAGUAGCUGGAUGUAGUUGUUUGAGUCAUCAUGUGACUACAAACUUUCAAGUUUACUUCAGCUUGUGAUAUAAAUGGUUCAAGUCUGGUUGUCUCUCCUUGCUGUCUUGCUCAACUAAUUCUUAAACUCUCACAGGAUGGCUUCAGGUGAACAGGGACAGCAGGUGUCUUAAGGAAACACGUCCAAUGUUUCCAACCUUGCUGGGAAUCAAACCACGGACACACAGUGUGUGAAGCGAGGGUGUUGUUUACCAAGCCACAGGACACCAUGUAGUUAAGGAAUGGAUGUAACAACAGAUAAGCCAGUUGAUGAGUUUACUUUUCUAUAUGAUGGUUUCAAUAAAAUGCUGGAGACACUGUAUCCAGAUUUUGAAGUACCAGAUGAGACACGGGAGCAUUGUGUAAACUUGGGCAAAGAAUUCCUGCUUAAGACAAUUUAUGAAGCUGAGGAGAUUGCCAACCAACAAAAGAAGAAAACUAUAACUCAUGACCAUAUAUUAAUGGCUAUGGAAAAAUUAGGUAUGAGUAAGUGCCAUGCUCAUGUUAAGUCAUACUUGAAGGAGACCAAAGCUAUGGCAACUGAGGAAAAACGGAACAAUAAGCUUCUAGAAAAUCUUGAAAUCCCUGAAGAAGAACGCCUCAAGCAGCAGCAAGCAUUCUUUGCAAAGGUUCAGGCAGCAUUAACUGAACAACAGCAGGAGGAGGAGGAGGAGCAAUAAACAUGAUGAUAAGACUACUUCAUGAGCCAAAUAAUUCUUCAGAUACCAAGAGUAUUCACCUCUCUACAUUUGCUAAUUCUUUGGGUUAUAAGAUUAAGUUUGUCCAUUACUUUAGCAGCAGUGAUUAUAAAAGUUUGAUUAUUAUUUGAUAUUUGUGUGGUUUGCCUCCAUUUUGUUUUUGGUUAAAAUACACUGAGAAAUGUUGACUUAUUUUUCUAAUUCUUUUCUUCCUCUUAGCCUUCACACAUUUACAAUCCUUACCCUACUGUGACCUGCUGUUACUCAAGUUAGCUAUGGUACAACAUGUGCUACACUACCCGAACCUCCUCUCAAGAAGAGACCCAACUUAGGAUUCUGAGGAGAGUCCAGGCAUCCAGUCUUGUACACUUAAGAUAAUUGCCAGCAAUGUAAUUGAAAUAGGAUACAGAAUAUUAUUGUUUCGAAGCACAUCUUUGAUUACAAUAUAGAUCUGUGACAAAAUGGAAAGCACUUUAGCCCUGAUCCAUAUAGGUUCAGUGUUUUACUGUGACUGCAUAGUAUUAUGGAAUGCAUCCUAGUUAUUUUGUUGAGGAUUAGGUACUGUAAUUGUUUAUCCUUACUGCAGUUUUUAAAGUCCCAUUUAAGAGUACGUCUAUUGGCAUCACUAUACUCGGGUACAUUCCCCUUUUUUACCUAUGUAGAUUAACUUUCCUCUCCGAAGAUGCCUCAACACACAAACUACUUACCCCCUCAUCUAUUUAUAUAGUUAACCUAGUCUUUCAUGAACCUGUCUACUGAUAUCUUUAUUUCCAAAUAUCUUAACGCAUUCCAUUUUCUUCACAAGCACAAAAUUUUAGUUAUCACAAUAAUUAGUGAUAAUAUGGUUUAAUAUUUCAGCAUGUUCAAACAUUAAUACAACAUUGCUGAUUUUCUUGAUUUUUAUCUAAGUGAUAACUGUAUUGUACUGCUGUUAGUUUUAAUAUCUUCUUACAUCGAGGUUUCUAAUGAUAUAAGGAAAUCUGUUAUUCUUUACAAAAUAUUCCAUAGUUUUAAUUGCAGGUUUGACUGGUAACUGAAAAUGUUUUGAUUGUAGUAAAUGAUAAUAAUUCUCAGUUGGACAACGCAUGUUCAUUGCUACUAGAUGAUAAUUAUUUGUUCUACAUAAUGAGGACAUGAAAGGAAAAUAUAGUAUGUAACAGGUUAUAAAUGAGAAGUUGACAACUAUCCAUUGAAUUAUUAUGUAUAUUUAGGAACUAAUACAGUUACUAUAUAGGAAUAUUGCAGUUAUUCUACAUUUAGAGUAUUUUACUUAGUGUAACUAUAAACAUUGUGAUGCCUGUUGUAUAAAAAAGUUGAAGUCUCUGCUUUUAUUUAAAUUGUAUUUUUAAUAAAAAUUUUGUAUUAAUAUAAAUAACUGACUGUAGUAUGUAAAAUGGAAAUUAUUAUUUAUCAGAGAAAAUAAAUUUGAGAUUAAAAUUA
This is a messenger RNA of Cherax quadricarinatus, 2227 nucleotides long. The record is from RefSeq and is a predicted model, not a curated record. NCBI's taxonomy places the organism in Eukaryota, Metazoa, Arthropoda, Malacostraca, Decapoda, Parastacidae.